AUGCCGCAAUACCCAGCUUUCCUGACAAACACGCCAUUGCACCCGUCAUUCGACACUGAUAUCAAGGAUGUCCACCUGAUCUACGAUUACGAUGCGGAGAACCCGAAGACUGGAGAGCCAGAAAAGUGGCGGUACGAGAUGUGGUUUUUCUCCGCCAACCGCAUCGUCUACGCCAUCCAUGGAGGGCCAAUGGCAGGUCGCAUCAACUACCAAACCUGCACCUACCAAUGCAUCCGGCCGGGCGAGAUCUGGCAGUGCAACUGGCUCGAGGAGACCGGAACGAUCUGCUCGUUAGUCUACGACAUCAAGAACCAGAAGAUCUCGACGUUGCUGGGCUUUUCCCGAGGGCAUUGGGAGAAUGCAGAGGAUGCGCAUGGCAACAAGCGCAACCCCAAGGAUCUCGAGCGGUGGAGAGGCCUCGCCAAGAUUGGCAGCCAGAGCGAGCGCUUUAUGCUUACUGAGCAGGCUAAUAUCGUGGAACAUUUCAAGGGAAAAGGGGAUCUUGAGCCGAUUGAUCCUGACGCUUCUACGUUCUGAUGGGUGGA
Messenger RNA from Baudoinia panamericana UAMH 10762, 545 nucleotides. RefSeq lists its product as uncharacterized. Lineage: Eukaryota; Fungi; Ascomycota; Dothideomycetes; Mycosphaerellales; Teratosphaeriaceae. The transcript has a single exon. Gene Ontology annotation, molecular function: carboxy-lyase activity. Bases 1 to 537 code for a protein of 178 amino acids. The record is from RefSeq and is a predicted model, not a curated record.